Anoplopoma fimbria (sablefish) is the source of this 1053-nucleotide messenger RNA. RefSeq names its product melatonin receptor 1A a (gene mtnr1aa). Gene Ontology annotation, biological process: G protein-coupled receptor signaling pathway. The coding region runs from base 1 to 1053 and encodes 350 amino acids. NCBI's taxonomy places the organism in Eukaryota, Metazoa, Chordata, Actinopteri, Perciformes, Anoplopomatidae. Gene Ontology annotation, molecular function: melatonin receptor activity. The transcript has 2 exons. The record is from RefSeq and is a predicted model, not a curated record. Gene Ontology annotation, cellular component: membrane.
AUGGUUAUAAAUGGGUCCCACCUGAACAGCUCCGCGCCGGACCCCGGUGACUCCGUCCUGAACCGCCCGCCGUGGGUCACCACAACUUUGGGCUGCUUUCUCAUCUUCACCAUCGUCGUCGACAUCCUGGGAAACCUCCUGGUCAUCUUCUCCGUGUAUCGGAACAAGAAGCUCCGGAACGCAGGGAACAUCUUUGUGGUGAGCCUGGCAGUGGCAGAUCUUGUGGUGGCCAUCUACCCAUACCCUCUGGUCCUCACCUCCAUCUUCAACAAUGGCUGGAACCUUGGCUACGUCCACUGCCAGAUCAGCGGCUUCCUCAUGGGCGUCAGCGUCAUCGGCUCCAUCUUCAACAUCACCGGCAUUGCCAUCAACCGAUACUGUUAUAUCUGCCACAGUCUCAAGUAUGAUAAACUGUACAGUGACAAAAACUCUGUUUGCUAUGUGAUGCUAAUCUGGGCGCUGACUGUGGUUGCCAUCGUGCCCAACCUGUUUGUGGGUUCGCUCCAGUAUGACCCACGGGUUUACUCCUGCACAUUUGAGCAGUCGGCCAGCUCGGCGUACACUAUUGCAGUGGUUUUCUUUCACUUUAUAUUACCCAUCAUGAUUGUCACAUACUGCUACCUGCGCAUUUGGAUACUAGUCAUACAGGUGCGGAGACGGGUCAAGCCAGACAACCGGCCCAAGCUCACGCCGCACGACGUGAGAAACUUUGUCACCAUGUUCGUGGUGUUUGUGCUUUUCGCCGUCUGCUGGGCUCCGCUCAACUUCAUCGGCCUGGCCGUAGCAAUCAAACCAGAGGUGGUGGUUCCGCUCAUCCCUGAGUGGUUGUUCGUAGCCAGCUACUUCAUGGCCUACUUCAACAGCUGCCUUAAUGCCAUCGUGUAUGGUGUGCUGAACCAGAACUUCCGGCGUGAGUACAAACGCAUUGUAGUGUCAGUGUGCACGGCACGCAUCUUCUUACAAGACAGCUCCAACGAUGCAGUGGAGAGGCUCAAGAGCAAACCUUCACCGCUCAUGACCAACAAUAACCAGGUCAAGGUGGACUCUGUCUGA